AUGCCUUCGGAACAGGGACACCGACUCUACGUCAAGGGUCGCCACCUGAGCUACCAGCGCGGAAAGCGUAACACCAACCCCAACACCAGUCUGGUUCAGAUUGAGGGCGUUGAUGACUCCAAGGCCGCCAGCUUCUACCUUGGCAAGAAGGUCGCUUUCGUUUACCGGGCCAAGCGUGAGGUCCGCGGCUCCAACAUUCGGGUGAUCUGGGGCAAGGUCACCCGCCCUCACGGCAACUCCGGUGUUGUGCGCGCCAAGUUCCGCAACAACCUCCCCCCCAAGACCUUCGGUGCCACCGUCCGCAUCAUGCUCUACCCCUCCAACAUCUAA
This is a messenger RNA of Penicillium daleae, 330 nucleotides long. RefSeq names its product 60S ribosomal protein eL33. The record is from RefSeq and is a predicted model, not a curated record. Lineage: Eukaryota; Fungi; Ascomycota; Eurotiomycetes; Eurotiales; Aspergillaceae. The transcript is spliced from 4 exons. Gene Ontology annotation, molecular function: structural constituent of ribosome. Gene Ontology annotation, biological process: ribosomal large subunit biogenesis; cytoplasmic translation. Bases 1 to 330 code for a protein of 109 amino acids. Gene Ontology annotation, cellular component: cytosolic large ribosomal subunit; ribosome.